This is a messenger RNA of Trichomonas vaginalis G3, 1956 nucleotides long. Its product is annotated as coiled-coil domain-containing protein 87 family. Bases 1 to 1956 code for a protein of 651 amino acids. The record is from RefSeq and is a predicted model, not a curated record. The transcript has a single exon. Lineage: Eukaryota; Parabasalia; Trichomonadida; Trichomonadidae.
AUGUUCCACGAAACUUUCGUGGAAGAACAAGAUAAUGAUUCCAAACUAUGCCUUGAACUCUUAUCACCACGUUCUAGAGACGAAAUUCAAAUUAAUUAUACGCGAGAAACUCAGCUUCCGAUUCCAGAUAUCUCAAAACCGCCAGCACCCAUCGAUGCAUUCAAUAAUGCACUGGGUUAUCUUAAUAGAGUGAAAAAUCAACGCUUUCUCGAUAAUUUUCACUCCGAGGAAUUCGAGAGACUUUACUACAAUACACAAAAUUCUGCUUUAAAGCAGAUUUCAUCAAAAACUAUUCCGAAAUCGGAUGAUAACGAUGAGAUAAAACAAGAUCAAGAGAUAGCAUUUUGGCUUAACACUGACUCUUUUAAAGGAUAUGAAAGAGAAUUGCGUCGCUUACCGUACAAAGAGCAAUUAUAUCUCGUAAAAGCUGUCUCAAAGCUUGGUGACUGUGCAUUGCAACUUGCACAACAAAUUAAGCACGAAAAAAGUACAAAAAGGCGUUUUACAAUUAAUGACGAAAAGAAAACAAUGAAAUUUUUCGUCGAGCAUAUUCAGGAAGCUGCUAAUGCAAUCAUCAAGCAAGAUCUUGAGGAGGACCGUUUCGACAACUCAAAAUUACCUGAUAACCUCAAGAAAUUAUACAGAAUUAAGCCUGAAAAGAAGAUUGAAGUUGUCAAAGAACCAAUUGAGAUCAAAAAGAAAGAUACUGACUUAGAAAAAAUAGUUACGGAGAACUUAAAUACAGCAACUAAAGAUUUGCCAGCGAUGUAUAAAAUUAAUCCUCAUUAUGGAUUUAGCCAAGACUCAUUGGACAAAAUACUUGGUGAUACAAAUAAAAAUGUAUCGGAGUUAUUCAAGUUCGCCAUAGAGAACCAGAAACUGAUUCUUCCACCACCAGAAGUCAAAGAAAUCAAAGAAGAAAAAGAAGAAAUCGUCCAAAAGCACGCAAAUACGACAAGAGUCAUUGUGAACCCCAACAGAAAGAGACAAAUUGUUGAGAUAAAGAAGGAAAUACCACAAACCAAAUCAUUAACAAAAGAACAAAUGAUCAAUAAUUAUUGGGACCAGAAUGACCCAUUAGAAACAAGAACAUCUCGUCAGAAAAUACUUGAUGACUUGAAAUUCAUUGGAAAUGACUUGAAUUUCAAUCAUGUUUCAGCAAAAUUUUCAAGAAGAGAAAUUUGUUUCCCUUUCAAGCCAGAAGAGAUCGACGAAAUCAGUGAUAGCCUUGGGAAACAAAUACCUCUUGCCGCACAAAUUACUGGUACUGGAGAAUGGAAUGAUUCAGAAUUAUUAUUAACUCAAAUUCAACAAGACGCAGUAAAUAAGUCACAACAAAUCGAACGUGAAUCAUAUAGUAUGCAUGAUUUCCAAGAGGAAGAAGAAAAUAAUCCUCCAACCGUAAAAAUUUUGCCAAAACCAAUAGAAUCGAACAACGAAGAUGUAAUGAAGAUCCUCAAAAGUUAUAAGCCAGGAACUUCAUCAAUAGAUAUACGUAGUGAAAACAUUUUCCUAAGAUUAUCAAAAAUUUGGAAUGAGCUUGGAUUUUCUAUUAAAGAUAGAUUGGGAUUAUCCGCAAAAUACUCUCAAUCCACUGAAGAAACUUCAAAACUCUCUGACGCAAUGGGAGCUUGGGAAAUUUGUUUCGAAAAAGCCAAAUAUUACAACAAAUACUACAGAGACAUUAAAGAUUACUUGGCCUUUGAUGCUUUCAAAUACAAUAAAUACAGUCCUGUUCUUGUUAAUCUUGAACAAGAAUACUCAAAAUCAGAAUACCUUUUAAUCGACGCAGGCAAUCGAUUGAAAGACGUCUACCAAGACAAAUUAAUAGUUAAUGGAAGAGAUUAUAUCGAUCUCAUUAACUUAAGACGCCUAAAACUCAAAAAGAAAUUGGAACUUUCGGAUCUUCCAAUUCCAGACUUCUUAUUAGAAGAUGCAAUGAAUCUUUUGAAAUAA